Cucurbita moschata (crookneck pumpkin) is the source of this 1556-nucleotide messenger RNA. Its product is annotated as thioredoxin-like 3-2, chloroplastic. The coding region runs from base 229 to 861 and encodes 210 amino acids. The record is from RefSeq and is a predicted model, not a curated record. The transcript has 6 exons. NCBI's taxonomy places the organism in Eukaryota, Viridiplantae, Streptophyta, Magnoliopsida, Cucurbitales, Cucurbitaceae. Gene Ontology annotation, cellular component: chloroplast stroma.
UCUUUUCCCUUUUGUUUUCUUCAACAAAAUCAAAUGGCGUUUCUUUCAGGUUUUCCGGUUUAGGAGAUCCAUCGGAACAAUCUCUGAACUACUCUGAAUCUCCUGGUGGGAUCCACCGAAACCCUCUCUAAGCCGCCGCCGCCGCCGCCGUCGCCAUCUCCACCCCGAUUUAACCCACCAGCCGUUGUCCUCUGAAUUUUUCUCUCCUUUUUCCGUUUUCCAUCUGAAAUGGUGAAAGCUUUGCCUCUUCACCUCGGAAGCGUGAAAAUUUUCCCCAAAUUCGACAGUUCUUAUGAUCUUCCUUCGCUUCCCCUGCUCCCGCCCGCGAGGCUCCCCGCCUAUGGUUUCAACAAGCUUUCUCUGUCUCGAAAAUUUCCGCCGCUUUCCCAGAAAGUUUAUGUGACUGAUGAGAAGGUUUCUCUGCUCGGAGCUAGGACGCAAGAGAGUUCCCUGCAAUUUCGAGAUGAAUCGCCUGUUUCGAUGGAGCUCCAGUCCAUUAGCAGCGAACUUGAAUUCGAUCAGGCUAUUGCAGAUGCGGAGGAACACAACGGGCUCGUGAUUCUUGUAUGGAUGGCUAACUGGUGCAGAAAUUAUAUUUAUUUGAUACCCCAAUUGGAAAGAUUGGCUGCUGAUUAUUACCCCAGAUUGCAGUUCUACUGCAUUGAUGUCAAUAUGGUGCCACACAAGCUAGUUGUUCGUGUCGGAUUAGCUAAGAUGCCAGCUAUUCAGCUAUGGAAGGAUGGUAAGAAACAAGACGAGGUGAUUGGUCUCUACAAAGCAUAUUUAGUUGUCAACGACGUUCAGAAAAUGAUCGAACGUGAGCUAACAGAAUCCAUCAAUUUCAAACAAUUUAGAGUCUAGGUCGCAAGCCCACUUUUAGUACCUGUUAAGCCGUCCUUCUACUCUUGAAGCAUUACCAUGAAUGGGCCUCCAAUCGUGGUUCGAAUGCCACUUCCAGAAUCCUCGGGACUUUUGUUCAUUAUCUCCAUCCCAAUGUGGGGGUCCAAUGGUGGUCGAAUGCCAAGGGAGCGGAAUACUGUUGGGGCAUUAUCAUGAAUGGAAGGUAAACUGGUAUGAUUUUACUGUGAAACCCUAAUUUUCGGAUUUCUCGUAGUAAUACGUAAUCACAUAACAUAUCUCUUGAGUCUAUAAAGUUUUUGGAGUUCUAAGUAAUCUUUAGUUUUAGAUGCAGUUUCGGAUGUUAUUUGAUGCUUCUAUGCGCCUACAAUUGGUUUGAUGUUUAAACAUUCAAUGAGUUGUCUUAUAAUGAUAAUUAUUGCAAAAUAUUGGUGGCCUGAGUACAAUAAUUGUCCAUAUAUAACGGUUGUCCUGUGAGAAUCCAAAAUAAUGGUUGCUUGAGAUAUUGAUUGUCUUGGAAGGAUAAUUGUUGCUAAAUAUUGGUAACCUUGGUAGGAUAAUUUUCUAGACAUAAUGAUUGCCUUGAUAGAAUUCAAAGUAAUGGUUGCGUUGCAUUGAUACACUAGCUGUCCGGUACACUAGCUGUUUGGACACAACAGUUGCCUUGGUACACUAGCUGUUCGGACACAAUGGUUGCC